AUGUCGAGCGCACCACCACCAGUAGCGGCCGCGGCGGGAUCCUCUGCGGAGGCACAAGCCGCAGCCUUUGCAGACGACCCAAGGAUAUACUACGACAAGGAAUCGGGUUCGUGGAAGUUCGAAGGCGACGAUGGCACCGAAAUGGAGUACGAUGGCGUGAAGGGGAAAUGGGUGUCUAUACUCGAUGAGGAACUCGUAAAGGCGCAACAGGCUGCAUAUUCCGUCGCGGGGGUCGAUGAAGAAACACCCGCCGCACCCGUCCUGGCGCGCGAGAACAAGAAGCGGAAGCAGCAGGUCGACUACACCUCCGCGACGCCCAUCGACGCCCCGGGGCCCUCCAUCAAGCGCGGGCGCAACGACAAGUCAGACUCCACCAAAGACCCCAAGCCCCCGCGCUCCAAGAACACCGCGGUCUACGUGACCAACCUCCCGCUCGACACCGAGCAGGACGAGCUCGUCGCGCGUUUCUCCAAGUGCGGGAUCAUCGAGGAGGACGACAACGGCGAGCCCAAGGUGAAGAUGUACGCGCUCGAAGACGGGACGUUCAACGGGCAGGCGCUGGUGGUGUACUUUAAAGAGGACUCGGUGGAUCUGGCGCUGAAUUUGCUGGACGAGGCGGAGCUGAGGAUUGGGGACUCGUCGACGGUGAUGAAGGUGCAGCGCGCGGACUUUGCACAUAAAGCGUCAGGGGGAGGGGCAGGGGGGAGUGCUGGGGAGCAUAAGCCUCGGAAGACGGUCGAUAAGAAGAAGAUCACGAAACGGAUGGGCAAAAUGCAAAGGAAGCUCGAAGACUGGGACGAGGAAGACAGCUUCGGAUUCGGCAACGCAUCGACAGUACCUGGCAAGAAUAGUCGCGUCGUCGUGCUCAAGCACAUGUUCACGCUCAAAGAACUCGAGGAAGACGCCUCGCUCCUGCUCGACCUGAAGGAAGACGUCCGCGACGAGUGUUCCACGUUGGGCGAAGUGACGAACGUUACUCUGUAUGAUAAAGAGCCAGACGGCGUCAUGACCGUGAAAUUCAGAGAGCCUCUCAGUGCUCAUGCGUGCAUAGUAAGAAUGAACGGGCGAUUCUUCUCCGGCCGGCGAAUCGAAGCGAGCCUCUUCGUCGGCAAACAACGGUUCAAACGCAGUGGAACGGGUGACGAGAUCACAGGCGACGGCGACGAAGCACAGAAAAAGCGCCUGGACGACUUCGCGAACUGGCUCAUGACAGAAGGGGACUAA
This is a messenger RNA of Pleurotus ostreatus (oyster mushroom), 1224 nucleotides long. RefSeq lists its product as uncharacterized. Gene Ontology annotation, cellular component: U2 snRNP; U2-type spliceosomal complex. The coding region runs from base 1 to 1224 and encodes 407 amino acids. Gene Ontology annotation, biological process: mRNA splicing, via spliceosome. NCBI's taxonomy places the organism in Eukaryota, Fungi, Basidiomycota, Agaricomycetes, Agaricales, Pleurotaceae. The transcript is spliced from 7 exons. Gene Ontology annotation, molecular function: RNA binding. The record is from RefSeq and is a predicted model, not a curated record.